Molecule: messenger RNA, 2690 nt
Organism: Danio rerio (zebrafish)
Lineage: Eukaryota; Metazoa; Chordata; Actinopteri; Cypriniformes; Danionidae
Source: RefSeq, a predicted model, not a curated record
GAUUGGUAGUUUGUGGGCUCGCCUGCACCAUUGUUUCUUCUGUUCUUCAUCUGCGGCAGAUGCCGGUUCUGCACGAAUCCAGCAUUCCGGUGUAAAGCCCGUCAAAAUCUGCGAUGUGUGUAUGAUUCUCUCCCUCGUGAUGAAAGCGCGAUCAUCUGACGGCGGUGUUACCAGUAUGAAUGAAUAUUAAAGCCUGUUCCUUUCUGCAUUUGAGUCAUGAGUGGGAUUCUGAAGAGGAAGUUUGAGGAGGUGGAGGGAGCGUCUCCGUGCUCAUCUCUGCGGGAGUCUGAGGAGGAGGAGAUCUCCAGCACUGAGAGCGGAGACAGCAGCGACAGCGUCAACCCGUCGGCUUCCCACUUCACACACUCCACAGCGACGGCAGCGUCAGCGCAGACACACACGCUACAGCGCACAGCCUCCUCCAUCCUGAAGCGGGAGAAGCGCAUGAGGACGCGGCGGGUGCACUUCGAGAAGGUGACGGUGUAUUACUUCAGCCGGCGGCAGGGCUUCACCAGCGUGCCCAGUCAGGGUGGCAGCACUCUGGGCAUGUCCAACAGACACAGCUGCAUCCGGCAGUACACACUGGGAGAGUUCGCCAUGGAGCAGGAGAGGAUCCACAGAGACAUGCUGAGAGACCACCUGAAGGAGGAGAAGCUCAACUCCAUACGCCUGCGGUUGACGAAGAACGGCUCAGUGGAGUCUGAGGAGGCGAAUGCUCUGACGCUGGACGACGUCUCUGAUGAUGACCUUGACAUUGAUAACACAGAGGUGGACGAGUACUUCUUCCUCCAGCCACUGACCACUAAGAAGCGACGUGCUCUGCUGCGCUCGUCCGGAGUCAAGAAGAUCGAUGUGGAGGAGAAACACGAGCUGCGGGCCAUCAGGGUGUCCAGAGAAGACUGUGGCUGUGACUGUAGACUCUUCUGUGACCCAGAAACCUGCACAUGCAGCCUAGCCGGCAUCAAGUGUCAGGUGGACCGAAUGUCUUUCCCUUGCGGCUGCACGAAAGAGGGCUGCAGCAACGCAGCCGGCAGGAUCGAAUUUAAUCCCAUCCGAGUGCGGACUCACUUCCUGCACACCAUCAUGAAGCUGGAGCUGGAGAAGAGCCGCGAACAGCAGAACUCCGGCGCUGUGGCUGGAAACGGAUUUCACAGCGACCCCAAUGGACACUGCAGCCCGCUGGCGACGGGACAGCACGCACUGGAGUAUGCAAUCCCAGAUACAGUCCCGCAGACCACCAUCAUGCACCUGCAGUCUGGAGACGACAUGGACGAGGUCUUGGAGGACGAAGAGGAAGAGGAGGAGGAUGAAGAUGAAGAAGAUGAAGAGGAUGAUGAAGAUGAUGAAGAUGAUGAUGAUGAUGAAGAUGAAGAUGAAAAAGACGAUAGCAGCAGUUUGUGCAGCUUAUCCGAUUCCAGCACGCAGAGUUUGGCCAAUAGCGACUCUGAGGAGGAAGAUGAUGAUGAGGAUGAAGAUAAGGUGAAGGAGUUUGAAACAGGAUUGGCCAAUAGCGAAGUGGCUCCGCCCCCUUCUGUGAUGCGUUACUCUGAGAAUACGAUCACGUCAGACAACCAAACAAACGGCAACUCGUACUUCAUCAACUCCACCGCAGAGUACUACUCAAUGGAGAACGUUACCCCGCCCGUACUUUUGGCCUCCAACCAAUCCAGUGAGCCCUACAUAGGCGACACUGCGUCUUAUCAAGACAGGGUUAACGACUCAAAUAGGGUCAUGUCUCAGGGUCCCUUUAAUGUGACCGCUGACCAAUACGCGGACUAUUCCCAGCAGCCAGAGCAGCCAUAUGCUAAUCACCACUUGGCCGUGAUUGGCUGCUGCACUCCAGAGCCAGAGAAAAGCAUCCAAUCUAAAGGGAGCUUCCUCAGCCAAUCAGGAGAGCUGAACCAGAUGGAGUUUCAGAACUAUCUGAACAACAACACGCAGGAUACAGGCUACAAUGCCAAUGGGAACUGUUAUGUAGCUGAGCAGCCAAAGGAGAUGCCUCACAAUCUGCCUGACGUUUCGCUAGCGGACACCGCGAAAGAAACUACUUUACUGGACGCUUUCCCCGAGCCCACUCCGGUUUAGAUUCAACAAGCAAGAGGCAAGAGAGUAUAAAGCAGCUUUCAAUUCUGCACAUCAACGUUUCAUUUCGACAGAUUUCCUGUUUAACGUUUUGAACGGGGGAGGGAGGGGGUGGUCCAAAAAUAUGUAUUUUUACUGAACUUUGCAAAGAACAAAAACUGCAAACUCAAAGCGUAUGAUAAGCUUCAGGUUGGAGGCAUACUUUAGGCGAGUACGUCAUUGCAAAUGCUUCUAAUUUCGAUAACAAAAAAAUCUCAUAAUAUAAUUUUUGUGUUGAUGUAAUCUACAAAAAUGCGAAUUUGUGAAAAUGGGAAUGAUGCGCACAUGCAUUGUAUGUUUAGUCUAUAGGCAAGAGUGAGUACUUGACAACCAAAAAUAUCACUGGUGGACGACAGAAUCGUUUGUGCAGCCAUAUAGUGUUUCUUUUUGCAGUCACGCUGCCGUCUACUGGCUUGGCAUGCAGAUAGCAGCCUUUUCAGGCUGAUAUCACGAGGAAACUAAACUAUUUUACGUACUUUUACUUUAGUGGCUACUUCAUACGAAUUUGUACGAGUUCAGUCCUUCAAAAAUGUACGAUUUUAAAAAGGAGGCGUGGCACCCAACUGCAU